CGUGUAUAAUACCAUCUUCGUGCCGCUCCCCAUCCUCGGUCAAUCGUUUGCUCUCAACUUUGAGGCUCUGGCAAUGGCCACAGAGACAGCUGAAGCCGCUACGGCCAUUAAUCUCAAGGUCCUCUCUCCGUCCACAGAGGUCCAGGGCGAUAUCCACUUACCGGAUCUUCCCAUCUCUCUCACUUUAAAGGAGCUUCGCGAUCGAAUACAGAAUGAGAUUCCCAGUCGGCCGGCUACCGAGCGUAUGCGGCUCAUCUAUCGCGGUCGUGCCCUGUCCCGUGAAACUGAUACGCUGAGUGAUGUCCUCGGUCUCGAUAACGUCCGGACUUCGAAGGACCACACGCUUCAUCUAGUCUUGCGGGAGCAAACUCCUAUCUCUACAGUAUCCUCUCCGGGUCCCGCCUCAGCUCAACGGUCAUCGUCAGUUCCGCCCAACCCUUUCCGACCUGGCCAGACGCCUCCGCAUGUCGGCCUACCACCUACGAACCCAUUCAGAGCCAUACCCGAAAGCCGACCGAGUUCACAACCCCAACUGCCUAGUCGCGUCCAUCCGCCGCACCCGCUCCAUGCCCCUCCUCAUCACCACCACAAUCACCCUCCUCCACACCAAUAUGGUUCUCCAGUUCCAAUUCCCGUUCGCGUGCAGCUGGCGCCAGCUCCCGCACAGAUGAACCCAUCUACUACACACCCGCAAGAGGGGCGAUCCAGGAGCGGGACUCCUGUCCAGGGCGUCAGUAGGCAGAUGACGCCGGUAGUCGUACCGCCCGGGGCCAUACUGGCACCUGCGGGUGGACUUCCAGCGACCCACACUCUGCGUACAGACACUGGUGUAGGUCCCAAUGGCGAGCAUGUCACGGUGACUCGUAUUUUUAACAAUGCGAAUGUACCCUUACCAGCACCCGUUCCUGCACAUCCUCUUCUGCCACGACCGUUUCCGCAUCCGCCUGGUUUCCCGCAAACAGCGCGUUUCCCAGCACCGCCAACUGGAGGAUCAGUGGAUCAACAUCUGGUUCGUGCUCGGAAUGGCUUGGAUACUGCACGGCAGGAGAUGAACAACGUCCGUAUAUUAUUGCUCCAAACGCCUGGACAGGCGCCUCCGAACCAUCCGCCCGCGUGGCGCAUGGAGCAAAUACGGAACCACAUGUUGAAUCAUACACAAGGGUUGAACCAGCUUCAGCAAGGGUUGACUUCCCUAACGUUGGAACCCACGAUGGCAAACAACCAAGAGAUAGCUCAGCUGGCACGGGCUGCGAACGAGCUACGAGAGAUUGCAGAGAGCGUAAACGCAAUGCUAGACCCUGCACGUACUGCGAACACUUCACAUGGGCCAUCAGCCUCGGAGCAACCCGCCACAGCGGCAAGAUCGGCAACGGCUCCUUCUACAACACUCAGUACAGGUCCAGCUGGCCCGAACCCUGAGGCUGCGACCAAUCGUGAGAGCAACGCAAAUGUUCCCUCCACUGAGACGAGGCCAGAACUAUUCAUUCUAUCCAGCCCACAGGGCCCUGUGGGCAUUCUCUUCGACCAGGGAGGUACUUACACAACAGCGCCAAUGGUGAAUACUCUGCCUUUCCAAGCCUUCACUCAGCAAUUUGCCUCCAACCGCCAGCUUCUGGCCAACCUCGGACAGCAGUUCACUCAGAAUAUGGCUCAAAAUCUGCAACCCCUGGGAGCAGUGGGAAAUGUUCAGAAUCAAGGAGCAGCAGCAGCAGACCGAGCUGUGGCACAGGGCAAUACUCAGAACCAGGCACCCAACCAAAACCAGGAUGUAGGACAAGCCGCUGCGGCGGGAGCAGCAGCUCCGAACAUCGUGCCAGGUCAGCAGGGUCAGCAAGCACCACCCGAUCGGCUCGCGCUCUGGGCCGGUCAUGCUUGGCUUAUGUUCAAGCUGGCCGUGUUUGUGUACAUUUUCGGAGGACCGUUUGGGUGGUACAGACCGAUAUUCCUGGGUCUAGCGUCCAUCGUCAUCUAUCUGUUUCAGAUUGGGCUGUUCGAUGAUAGGGUUCGCGAGAUUAGAGGGCAUUUUGAGGCGUUGUUGCCGAUGGGGGAAAAUAACAAUAACAACAAUGGUGGUGCUGCGCGGGCCAAUGCGCAAGCGGGGGAUAGAGCGGGCCAAAGGGGACAACUGGAGCCAGACCAGAACCUCAGCCCUGAGCAGGCGGCGCUGAGGAUGGUGCAGCAACGGCAAGAGCAGCGGCAAGGGUGGAUGAGGCAGUCGAUCAGGAGCGUGGAGAGGGCGUUUGCGCUGUUUGUGGCCAGCCUAUGGCCUGGGGUGGGUGAGGGCAUGGUGAGGGCGCAAGAGGAGAGAGCAAGGGCUGAGAGGGCGGCAGAGGAGGAGAGGCUGAGGCGCGAAGAAGAAGAGAGGAAGAAGAAGGAGGAGGAGGAGGAAGAAGAGAAGAAGGAAGCGGAGGAGGGUGCAGCGGGGCCCAGUGCAGAAGAGAAGGGGAAGGGAAAGGCCAGGCAAGAGGUUGGAAAUAAUGAAGGUGUCGGAGAUGCUGGGGAGGGGAGUUCGUCAUCUGUCGUGGGUGCGACGUGAUACCUAGUAACAAUUCUUCUAGCGGGUUGGCAUUUCCGGGCGCUCGGAAGCGGGUUUUGUGGGUUCGGAUUUGAUAUCACCAUCUAGGGGACUCGGCGUUUGCUUUCCAUAUAGGGAGUACUGGAGUAUGAGCGACGGCGACUGUGCGUAGGUAUGGAUAUCACUACACUACGUUAGCUAUUCUUUGUGAAUGCUAUUCCUUCCCUUAU
Messenger RNA from Westerdykella ornata, 2745 nucleotides. RefSeq lists its product as uncharacterized. The record is from RefSeq and is a predicted model, not a curated record. Bases 74 to 2536 code for a protein of 820 amino acids. Gene Ontology annotation, biological process: endoplasmic reticulum unfolded protein response. NCBI's taxonomy places the organism in Eukaryota, Fungi, Ascomycota, Dothideomycetes, Pleosporales, Sporormiaceae. The transcript is spliced from 2 exons. Gene Ontology annotation, molecular function: protein binding.